GGCUAUCUCCAGGGCGACCGCGACCCGGUCACCCAUUUGGCCGCGGCGUCAGAGGUACGUCAUCGCCUUGCGCCAUCCCGGAAGUGAUUGUCCCUGCUGCCGGGUGGGUCGGGACGCAAGGCCUUCUCUGCCCUGGCGGAGGUAGGGGCACUGAUGCGGUUUCUGCUCGGUUACCAUGGCGGUGUUUCACGACGAGGUGGAGAUCGAGGACUUUCAAUAUGACGAGGACUCGGAGACUUAUUUCUACCCCUGUCCCUGUGGGGAUAACUUCUCCAUCACCAAGGAAGAUUUGGAGAAUGGAGAAGACGUGGCAACGUGUCCUAGCUGCUCGCUCAUUAUAAAAGUGAUUUAUGACAAAGAUCAGUUUAUGUCUGGAGAAACAGUCCCAGCACCUUCAACCAACAAGGAGUUAGUUAAAUGCUGAAGAAGCCCUUAGGAACCCAAAUCCUAAGCAGCAGGCAAUGAGCCCAGGUGAACGGAUCAAGUGCUGAGUGAGCCACCUCUCCACAGAACAGCUGUCUGUGGCUUGCUCUUCAUCAGCUGCUGAAUUCUUCAUAAGAAAUGAGCCCGUGACGUCAGCCCUGGAUUUCGUGAUUACACGGCAUUGGAAGGAUUCCUAAUUGUCCAUCUGAAUUUAAAGGAAGAGCCUUAUGAACUGGCGCUUUUUCUUUCUCCUGGUUGCACCAUUUGAACAUCUUAAAACUAACUCAUUUUUCUGAAAACAACAUCAUCCGCUUCAAUCCUUAGGCUUUUUAUUUUUGUUUUUAAGAUUUACUUUUUAUUUUUAGUGUGUGUGUGUGUGUGCGCGUGCGCGCGCGAGUGCGUGUGUGUGUGUGUGUGUGUAUGUCUGUCCAUUUGUGUCAGGCCAUGUGUGUGUUGAGUGCAGCUGCUCAGGAAGGCCAGAGGCAUCGGGUCUCCUGGAACAGGAGUCGCAAAUGGUUGUGAGCCACCCGACGUGGGUGCUGGGACCCAGACUUGGGUCCUUGGAAAGCACUACAUGGUCUUAAUCUCUGAGCCAUCUUUGCAGCCUGCAGGGUCCUUAUUUUAAAAGAUUACAUUUUGAUGGAGCUGUGGAGCUGAUUCGGAUGAGGCCUUUCUCUGUCAUUUGCUUUGUUGGAAACCUAGGGGAAUGUGUGCCUUUCCUGCUGCUGUGCUCUGACUUUGGCAGCCAGCCGCCCUGACCUUGCUGUGACUGCAUGGUUCGUGUUAGCAGUCAUUCCUGUUGCUCUUCGUGCACAGAGUUCAGUACUGUGAGGCCACGGUUUCUCUAUAGCUUACAGUUAGUGACUGAGGAGGGCCAAGCUUGAGUGCAAUAGUGAAAGGAACAACUCCUGAUACUUGGUGCAUCCCUUACGUUAGGACAGGAGAAAAAGAAACACAGUCAAUGGAGAAAAACUGCUGUCAGUGAGAGGCGUGAAGUCUGCCAACUUGGCAAAUGAAAGUGCAUGAAUAAUUUUUCCAGGCUGGAGCAAGUAUUUCUGUAUCUGGGCCUUUAUUUCUUGAAAUGACUGAGGGACCGCAUUUCAGACGGGUUAGGUUGAGUCUUCACAUAGCAGCAGUUGUAACAUGUCCCAGCCUGUGUGACCGCUAGUCCUCAUAAGUGGCACCUCCACAGCAGAGCAUGAGGGCACGCCUAAUAAGCCUGCACAUAAUGAGGAGAAAUGAGAAAAACUCUUCCCUCACUGCGGUCUGAGAGUAGCAAAAAGUCAGACUCAGUUGUGCAGAAGUUUGAGAAGUUUCUGUAAACACAGCUUUUCUGUGAAUGCAUAGACUUGAAAGUACACUGGUAUCCAGCACAUUAGGGUGUGACUCCUGCACCUGAAAAAGCCAGUAGGGACUGAAGAGAAGGCUCAUGAAUUAAGAGCACAGGCCCAAGAGGACCUGUGUUCAAUUCCCAGCACUUGUGUAGUUCACAGCUGUUUGUAACUCCAGUUCCUGGGGUUCUCAUGCUUUCUUCUGACCUCUGGACACCAGGCAUGCAUGUGGUACACAGACACAGACAAAACACCCAUACAACUAAAUAAAAUUCUUUUUUAAAAAGAAAAUAGCCAAUAAAUACAUUGUACCCACUCAAUGGGGGCUUAAAUUAAAAUAUAUAACCGGGUUGGUUUUUUUUAACCAGUGAGUAAUGUACAGUUCUAUGUAGCCAUUAGGCUGAGGCAAAGUAAGUUAAAAGCUGCCAGAAGUGUGUUGUACAUCUUAUGUUACAUUUCUUUUUUCUUUUUCUUUUUUUUUUUUUUUUUUUUUUUUUUUUUUUUUUGUCAGAGGUGGGGAUGUGUUGAACCUCGAGCCUUGCACAUCCUGGGCAAGUGCUCUAGUUCUGGUUUGGAUCUCCAGCCAGCCCAUUUUUAAUAGGAUAGGAAAUCUUACUGCUGUUUGAUGCCCCCCCCCCCCAAUGAUCUUAGAGAGCAGUGCCACUGCUCAGUUGGAUAAAACAGGGUACUGGUGAGAAUGAGCUACACAGAGACUGUCCCGUGCUCAGAUCAGUGGCCUUGGAAAUUCCACUAACAGGCUUUCUCUGCUGUGAACACAGUGGAGCAGAACAGAGUCUGAUGUGAGUCACCUCAGGAGAGAAAAGCAUGAGCAGACUCCCGGCCAGUGAUUGGUUGAAGUGGGUGUGCUUUUGUCUUAAAGCAACUGAGCAAGUUUAAAAACUACCAAAGGAAUACCAGCUAUUAGUCCUGUAUUAAACAGAAAGAACUAAGGCCAUUCAGAUAUGACUGGACUCCCAAGCAUUUCCGAGGCUCCGUGAGUGGACCUUGAGCUCUAUAGGCCUACGGAUUCCUCGUCUGUGCGGUUAGGAUAGUUGGGUGAUUUCAGCCAUCAGUUCUCAUUUUAGAUGUGGCUCCUUGCCAGGACUCAAACCUUUAUAAACUCCAAACCAUGAAUCACAGCCGAUGGGAGCUCCACUCUUCUCCCAUAGCAUUAUCAUACUUGAGAGCUUGAAAAGUUUUAAGUCAAAUCAGUCAGUGGUGGCAUACACCUUUAAUCCCAGCACUCAGAAGGUAGAGGCAGGCAGAUCUCUGUGAGUUUGAGACCAGCCUGAUCUACAAGAACUAGUUCCAGGACAGGCACCAAGCUACAGAGAAACCCUGUCUCGAAAAAAUCAAAAAAAAAAGGAAAAGGAAAAAAAGUUUUUAAGUCAGUCUUUCAAAGGAUUCUACACAUAUGUUUGCAACACAUUCAUAUACAGCCAACAAUUUUGUAGCCUUGUAUGUAUUAAUUUAUUAAAAUGACUUGUAUUGCUAGGCUAAUAAAAUGAGAUCAUGCAAAUUCA
Molecule: messenger RNA, 3277 nt
Organism: Myodes glareolus (Bank vole)
Lineage: Eukaryota; Metazoa; Chordata; Mammalia; Rodentia; Cricetidae
Gene: Dph3
Product: diphthamide biosynthesis 3
Biological process (GO): protein histidyl modification to diphthamide
Molecular function (GO): metal ion binding
Source: RefSeq, a predicted model, not a curated record